AAAUUUAAUUUAGAAAAAUAAAAACAAACAUCAUCAUCUUUAAUUUUUAUAUUUCACUAAUUUUAAUUAUAUAAAUUUGCCGAAUAUUUGGAAAAUCACAUUGAUGUUUAGAUUUUUAGGAUUAAUCUAGUGCCAUAAACCUAUUAUAAUUUACCAUUGCAAUAAUGGAUCGAUUUGAAUAUAUUGACGCCCGCUUAUUUGAGGGAGAAAGUUAUAUUAAACGAGAUAAAAAUGUUAAAAUCUACGAUGGUGACGAUAAGACCCAAUUCACGGAUGGAGAAGUAGUUUUAACAACCCAUAGAAUAUUAUGGGGAAAACCUGGCGAUAUACCAAAAGGACUUGUAUGUCUAUCACUUCAUUUAUACUAUGUAUUUUGUUUGGAAGAAGAGAGUGGUGGAGUAUUUGGCCUGGGUGGACCCAAAAGGAUAAUAUUGCACCUUGGACCGGCGCUCCCUGGUAAAAGACCUGGGCCAGCAGUAGUCAGUCCUUAUCAUUUUGUGAAAUUCUCCUUCAAAGACGGCAUUGAUGCUACUUUUUACAAAGCUUUAAGUGAUGCAGUAUCUGCCAAAGCAUGGGAAGGGCCUAGUCCAGCAAUAUCACCAGUGUCUUCAACUAGUCCUACCUCAUCCUCAAAACCAGUGACUCCUAUUAAUUCUAAGAUCAGAUCUGGUAUAGUUGGAAUUGAAAGAAGUAUAGAGGAACAACAUAGAGUGACUGAUGAAAGUAUCACAGUAGCAUUCCAAGAUCUAACUAAACUAAUGACGAAAGCAAAAGACAUGGUAGCACUAUCAAAGAAUAUAUCAGCUAAAAUAAGGGAAAAGCAGGGAGAUAUUUCAGAAGAUGACACAGUUAGAUUUAAAUCUUAUCUAAUGAGUCUUGGUAUUGAUGAUCCAGUAACCAGAGACACUUUUAGAUCUGAUUCCGAAUAUUACAUGGAACUCUCCCAGCAGAUAUCAGACAUGAUAGUGGCUGUAUUAAUGGACUGUGGAGGUAUAAUGUCUUUAGCAGAUGUGUGGUGCAGAGUGAACAGAGCCAGAGGUUUAGAACUUAUAUCCCCUGAAGAUCUUUUAAAUGCUUGCAAAUUAUUGCAGAGAAUCGGAGCUCCUAUGUCAAUGAGAAAAUUUCCUAGUGGAGCAUGUGUACUACAAUUAAACAACCAUAGAGAUGAGGAGGUGGCAAAGGAUACAAGCAAGCUGAUUGAAGAAAAUGGUUUUCUAACCCCAGUGAAACUGUCUCAAAUGGCCAGUGUAUCCAUUUUACUAGCUCGAGAACGGCUAUUUACUACCGAGCGCCUUGGUCUGGCGUGUCGAGAUGAAUCUAUAGAAGGACUAGCAUUCUACCCAAACUUAUUUUUAAAACCUAUGUCAUAGAUAUAUUUUUUAAGUGUAUCCGAAAAAAUAAAUUAUAUAUACGAUAAACAUUGAUAUAUUAAAGUAUGAAAUGAUUUAUUUAGCAAUUCUUCCAUUAUCCGCAAAAACGACAUAUAUCUGUUCUAUCAAUAUUUAUUAGUGAAUAACAAUAUCAUCCCAUCAAAAUCCUCAUAGGUUUCUUGAAAAAUAUUCAGUUACUUUAGAAUUAAUCAUAAAAAUGCUGAUCUGCUGAGCAAGGACUGCUAGCUCUUUAAUACCCUGCUCGGUUGAUUAGCGAAUUUACGUGUAAUUAGUCUCAAGUCAAACAGAUUAAAGUUUAUUUUACUUAACUUUAAUGAUGUUCAUCAUUAUUUAUUAGUUUAUUUUGAUAGAU
Molecule: messenger RNA, 1743 nt
Organism: Achroia grisella
Lineage: Eukaryota; Metazoa; Arthropoda; Insecta; Lepidoptera; Pyralidae
Gene: Vps36
Product: vacuolar protein-sorting-associated protein 36
Exons: 7
Coding region: 165-1370 (401 amino acids)
Biological process (GO): protein transport to vacuole involved in ubiquitin-dependent protein catabolic process via the multivesicular body sorting pathway
Cellular component (GO): ESCRT II complex; late endosome membrane
Molecular function (GO): ubiquitin binding; phosphatidylinositol-3-phosphate binding
Source: RefSeq, a predicted model, not a curated record